Saimiri boliviensis boliviensis (Bolivian squirrel monkey) is the source of this 615-nucleotide messenger RNA. It is a transcript of the gene IZUMO1, whose product is annotated as izumo sperm-oocyte fusion 1. The record is from RefSeq and is a predicted model, not a curated record. Lineage: Eukaryota; Metazoa; Chordata; Mammalia; Primates; Cebidae. Gene Ontology annotation, molecular function: signaling receptor binding; protein binding involved in heterotypic cell-cell adhesion. Gene Ontology annotation, biological process: heterotypic cell-cell adhesion; fusion of sperm to egg plasma membrane involved in single fertilization; sperm-egg recognition. Gene Ontology annotation, cellular component: plasma membrane; acrosomal membrane.
AUGCUGCAGACUCUGAUCUGGUGCAUGAACUGCAAAAAGGAGGUUCACGCUUGCCGAAAGUCCUACGAUUGCGGGGAGCGCAACGUGGAGGUUCCGCAUAUGGAAGACAUGAUCCUGGACUGUGAGUUAAACUGGCAUAAGGCUUCCGAGGGCCUCACUGAUUACAGCUUUUACAGGGUUUGGGGGAACAAUACUGAGACCUUGGUGUCCAAGGGGAAAGAGCCCACCCUGACCAAGCCCGUGGUGGGUCCAGAGGAUGCAGGCGACUACCGCUGUGAGCUGGGCACCGUGAAUUCCAGCCCAGCCACGAUCAUCCUUUUUCACGUCACAGUGUUGCCCAAAAGGGCCGAGGAGGAAAACCCGUCUCCAAACAUCGUAACCCUGGGGGAGGCCAGCCCUACGCAGAUCUCCGAGAUGACCUCGGAGUCGUCCAUAACCCUCCAGCCUCCGAAGCCAGACAGCAUGCUGAGAGGCCGCCUUCUGGGGCUGCUGAUCUGGGGCUCCGUAGCACUGAUAAUUGGCCUUACCUUUGCGAUAUUUCGUCGAAGGAAGGUGAUCGAUUUCAUCAAGUCCUCACUCUUCGGCCUUGGCAGUGGAGCCGACGAGGAACCCUAG